Molecule: messenger RNA, 1431 nt
Organism: Penicillium antarcticum
Lineage: Eukaryota; Fungi; Ascomycota; Eurotiomycetes; Eurotiales; Aspergillaceae
Product: MFS transporter
Exons: 5
Coding region: 1-1431 (476 amino acids)
Biological process (GO): transmembrane transport
Molecular function (GO): transmembrane transporter activity
Source: RefSeq, a predicted model, not a curated record
AUGUUGGAUAAAAAGCCUUUGGGAUACCGAUGGAGGUCUUCGAGACUUCUGGUUGUAUCCUCAAUCACUGUCGCAUUGUUCGCAGAAACAUUUCUUUAUGGGUUCCUCACGCCGAUUCUAAGCUAUAUGCUUGAGGAACGUUUACAAAUUGAUCCAUCUCUCACUCAAAGCUAUACCACCGCAUUGCUCACGUCCCAUGGAUUCUUCGGUCUUAUUUCUGCGCCGGUAGUCGCGCAUCUCGCCGAGAAGACGCCGAGUCAAAAGACUCCGCUACUGAUUGCUCUGGCAGGAUGUUUUGUGGGGACUCUGAUGAUUGCGCUCACGACUUCAGUGUGGGCUCUCUUCCUUGGUCGCAUCUUGCAAAGUAUAGCUGGGGCUGGUACUUGGGUGGUUGGAUUUUCCCUCCUAGCUAAUAAUGUGGACAAGAAACAUCUCGGCAAGUCGAUGGGGCUCGCAAUGGCAUUUGUCACUGCUGGAAUGGUCGGAGGACCAACCGUGAGUGGUACCCUGCUUCAGUUGUUUGGAUACUGGACCGCCUGGUCACUGCCUAUGGUGGUGCUUGCUCUAGAUAUCAUUGCGCGACUGGUGAUGAUUGAACCUCACCCUACGUCUUCAUCCGAUGCUUCGGGCAAAUCGACUAGUUCCACGUUCGCACAGAACACCGAGACAUCAGACGAAACAACAGCUUUGCUUUCUGAAACGACCGAUAUCGUCAAACCAACUCAUUGCGAAUUAGAAGCCAAGCAAACGUCAAAGCAAGACUAUUACAAGAUCAUGCUCACAGACGCACGAGUUCUGACUGCAUUAUCCAAUGUCGUUGUCGUCUCCUCUCUCAUCGCCGGAAUCAACAAUACACUUCCCGUCCACUUAAAAGAAGCAUUCGGCUGGAAGAGCCUGCUUAUAAGCAUGAUGUUCUUCUGUUUGCAAGUUCCCAAUAUUGCCCUCAGCGGACCAGCGGGAUGGCUCCGGGACCGAGGCGGUUUACGGGGCCCUACCACCCUGGGGUGGAGUGCCAUGGUCCCUUUGAUAUUGCUUCUGGGAGUCCCUGGAGAUCCACAUUUCCCCUGGGCUACCGGCAACACAGCCGGUCAAUCCAUAUUUACUGGAUCAGUGAUUGCCCUGGGUACAGUCCUGCCUCUGGUGCGUGGUGUGGGAGCUGUGCAAUUAGCAUAUGUUGUCAAGGAUAUGGAAGCCAAGGAUCCGCAUAUGUUUGAGGCUAACAGAAGCAAUUUGCGCGUUUUUUCCAUGACGGAAGUUGGAUAUAGCAUCGGAAUGAUGAUUGGGCCCUUAUUAAGCGGCUCACUGGUUGAAGGAGUUGGAUUUUUCUUCAUGACUGUGGCACUAGCUGCUAUUUGCCUCGUUCAAGCUUGGGCUUCGUGGCGCUGGCUCGACGCUAAGUCUCCGACUCAUGUUUCUGAAGCUUCUGCAUAG